This is a messenger RNA of Coregonus clupeaformis (lake whitefish), 1885 nucleotides long. Its product is annotated as protein disulfide-isomerase TMX3-like. The coding region runs from base 44 to 1384 and encodes 446 amino acids. The transcript is spliced from 16 exons. Gene Ontology annotation, biological process: peptidyl-cysteine oxidation. NCBI's taxonomy places the organism in Eukaryota, Metazoa, Chordata, Actinopteri, Salmoniformes, Salmonidae. The record is from RefSeq and is a predicted model, not a curated record. Gene Ontology annotation, molecular function: protein disulfide isomerase activity. Gene Ontology annotation, cellular component: endoplasmic reticulum.
AUUGCUUGUAUUUAUUUCCUGCUUGACGUUUCCAUUCGGAGCGAUGGCAAAAGUGAAAGCCACCUUGGUUUGUGCAGGGCUUUUUCUAUGUUCAACGGUGCUUGCAAUUGUCGAAGAACUCGAUGACACAUUCAAAGACACCAGAGUCGAUGAUGUCUGGCUGGUGGACUUUUAUGCACCGUGGUGUGGCUACUGUAAAAAACUGGAGCCUGUUUGGUAUGACGUCGGCGCCGAGUUGAAAAGUUCUGGAUCGCCGGUGCGGGUGGGCAAGAUGGACGGCACUGCAUACUCUGGCAUGUCCUCAGAAUUUGGAGUACGAGGAUACCCCACAAUCAAAUUGCUAAAGGGUGAUCUUGCCUAUAAUUACAAGGGGCCAAGGACAAAGGAUGACAUCGUAGAAUUCGCCAACAGGGUAGCAGGGCCAGCAGUCCGAGCACUUCCAAGCAAACAGAUGUUUGACCAUAUGAUGAAGAGACAUGACGUGCUCUUUGUAUACUUUGGUGGGGAGUCUCCACUCAAGGAGAAGUAUAUCGACAUGGCUGCUGAGCUGAUUGUGUAUACAUACUUCUUCUCUGCGUCGGAAGACGUCUUACCAGAGUCAGUGACUUUGCCAGAGCUUCCAUCGGUCGUAGUCUUCAAGGACGGGGCCUACUUUACCUAUGAUGAGUACGUGGACGGUGGCUUGUCUUCCUGGGUUAACAAAGAGCGAUUUCAGAGCUACCUGCAGAUCGAUGGCUUCACCCUGUAUGAACUGGGAGAGACAGGCAAAUUGGUGGCGAUUGCAGUCAUCGACGAGAAGGACCCGACAGAGGAGAGCGGCAGAUUAAAGACUCUGAUUCAGAGAGUGGCAAAGGAACACAGAGAGCAUUUUAACAGAGACUUCCAGUUUGGCCACAUGGAUGGAAACGACUACAUCAACAGCCUCAUUAUGGGCGAGGUGUCGGUGCCGUCCAUCAUCAUCCUCAACACGUCUAACGAGCAGUACUUCCUGCCCAGCGAGCCCGUGGAGACCCUGGAGCAGCUGGUCCACUUCAUCAACAGUGUUCUGGAUGGCUCCGCUCAGGCCCAGGGAGGAGACGGCAUGUUCCAGAGGGUCAAACGAGUGGCCUUCGACGCCAAGUCCACCAUUAUGUCGGUGUUCCGCAGCUCCCCAGUGCUGGGCUGUUUCCUGUUUGGUCUGCCGCUGGGCGUGAUCAGCUUGAUGUGCUACGGCAUCUGCACGGCCGAGUCGGACGACGGCCAGGAGGACAUGGAGCUCAUGAAGAGGGAGGACGACGAGGAGGAGGACGAAGAGGAGGACGAGCCUCGGCAGGCCACCGGAGAGCUGGAGGGCCCCGAGGAGGAGCAGGAGGAGAAGAACCCGGACGACAAGAAAGCAGAUUAAUGCCAAGGGUAGUGGAGGCGGAGGAACAGGCCUAGUGAUAUACAGCGACAUGGAACUCGGACACAUAUCAACCAUGUUUUUUUUAUUUUAUUUUUUAUCAUCCUUUCCCCUCCCACCGCCCUACCGGUAUCUUUCCGCAGACUGUUUUUUAUUGCUUUUGAAUCUUAUGUAUAAGUCAGUUAGGUCAGCAGCUAGGCAACGCACAAAAAAAAUUAUGUCCUUUAUUAAAUUAGCCUUUUUGAUAUGGAACUAUGAAGAUUAGUCAUUGAUAAGUAAGUGUUGCAGAGAAGAAAGGAAGGAAAUAAGCCAAGUUUUAGCAAAAUUAAUUAUCGUUCCUUAACCAACCAGGGGUCAUUCCAUACUUUGAAUCAGGUAGCAUUUGUGUUUAAAAAGGUGACCCAUUGGUAAUAUGGUGAAAAGGUGACCCAUUUUACAUUUUAGACAUUUAGCAGACGCUCUUAUCCAGAGCGACUUUCAGUUAGUGAGUGCAUACAUUUAUUU